Molecule: messenger RNA, 1446 nt
Organism: Ziziphus jujuba (common jujube)
Lineage: Eukaryota; Viridiplantae; Streptophyta; Magnoliopsida; Rosales; Rhamnaceae
Product: UDP-glycosyltransferase 708G1
Exons: 1
Coding region: 1-1446 (481 amino acids)
Molecular function (GO): UDP-glycosyltransferase activity
Source: RefSeq, a predicted model, not a curated record
AUGGCAUUUUCCGGUGAUAAGCUCCCCGUCGGAAAAGAAACCCACAUAGCUCUUUUCCCGAGCUCCGGCAUGGGUCACCUGACCCCUUUCCUCCGCCUUGCUUCUUUGCUUCUCCAUCACCAUUGUCGAGUUACACUCAUCACCACCAACCCAACCGUUUCACACGCCGAGUCUCGCCUCGUUUCUCGCUUCCUUUCAUCUUAUCCCCAAGUUACUCAAAUCCACUUCAAUCUUCUUCCUCUCGACCUUUCCACCGUCAAUUCCACCGACCCAUUUUGGAUCCAAUCCGAGACCAUCCGUCGCUCCGCUCACCUUCUCUCUCCUCUGCUCUCUUCCGUAUCUUCCCCGCCUCUCUCCGGUCUCAUCUCCGACGUCAUGUUGGUUUCCUAUGUUCUUCCUGUUGCACAGACUCUUCGUCUUCCUAACUAUAUUCUCUUCACUUCCUCUGCUAGAAUGUUUUCUUUCUUUGCUUACUUACCCACCAUCACUUCGAUUUCUAAUGUCGGCUCUGUUUUUGAUGGUGAAGAUUUGCAUAUCCCAGGCAUUAAUGCGCCAUUACCCAGAUCAUCAAUUCCUCCAUUGCUUCUAAUCCAAAACAGUCUUUUCGCUGACAUGUUCUUCAGUGACAGUUUGAAACUUUCGAAACUAGAUGGGGUUUUGAUCAAUUCCUUCAAAGGGCUUGAAACAGAGUCUUUGGAAACUUUGCGUAGCAGAAAAUUAAUGGAGGAUUUGCCUCCGGUUUUCGCUGUAGGACCUUUCGAGCCUUGCGAGUUUGAAAAGGAAGAAGAAGAUUCUCAUUCUGAUUCUGAUUCAUCCACUGCACUUGCCAAGUGGCUGGAUGAGAAACCAGAUGGAUCCGUGGUUUAUAUCAGUUUCGGAAGCAGAACGGCUCUGUCUAAGGAUCAAACGAGAGAGGUCGGAGAUGGGUUGGUGAAAAGUGGGUUUAAGUUUUUGUGGGUGGUGAAGAAUAAACGGGUAGAUAAGGAAGAAAAAGAGGGUGAUCUUGAGGAAGUUAUUGGAGAGGAAUUAAUGGAGAAGAUUAAGGAAAAUGGGUUUGUGGUGAAGAACUGGGUUGAUCAAGGGAAAAUAUUGGGUCAUAAAGCUGUAGGUGGGUUUGUGAGCCAUUGUGGAUGGAACUCAGUGGUUGAAGCUGCCAUUAAUGGUGUCAGAGUUCUUGCUUGGCCUCAACAUGGAGACCAGAAGAUAAAUGCAGAAGUUGUGGAAGGAAGUGGGCUUGGGAUGUGGGUGAGAAAUUGGGGUUGGGGUGGAGAAAAGGUAGUGAAAGGGGAUGAGAUUGGUGAGAAAGUUAGAGAGAUGAUGGAGAGCCAAAGUUUGAAGUUGAAAGCUAGAGAUGUUGGAGAGGAAGCCAUGAAAGUUGCUGAAGCUGGUGGGAAUCGUGAAGAAAUGUUCAAGGAACUGAUUGGGGAUUUGAAGAGGAAAUUAUGA